Messenger RNA from Portunus trituberculatus (swimming crab), 2490 nucleotides. Its product is annotated as neuropeptide F receptor-like. Bases 357 to 1661 code for a protein of 434 amino acids. Gene Ontology annotation, biological process: G protein-coupled receptor signaling pathway. Gene Ontology annotation, molecular function: neuropeptide Y receptor activity. Lineage: Eukaryota; Metazoa; Arthropoda; Malacostraca; Decapoda; Portunidae. The transcript has 4 exons. The record is from RefSeq and is a predicted model, not a curated record. Gene Ontology annotation, cellular component: membrane.
GUCGUGUCGAAGUAACCACGGUGGCUGGGAGGAGCGAGAGAUGUGUCUGUUAUCAGCGGCGCCCCGUGACAGUGGCGGCGCCAUAAUGAACUGAUGGUGAAAGUUAGAGCUGUGAAAAUGGCAGUCAGCGAAGGGAACAGUGCCCCUUGAGUGUAAACAUCCCCAUAGUUGCCCUAGAUGAAUUUUAACACACGGCAACUGUCUUUGUGAAUAGUGAACAAAUACCAAACGUUAGUGCGGUGUUAAUAUGUCAGUGAAGGAAGGGAACACUGCCCCCUUGGUGUAAAAACUCUCUGGUGGCCGCAACUUGAGGUGCACGGCCGCUACUUACUAUAUCCAAAACCCACGACAAGGCGAUGGAGGCGUCAGAGAGCCCCUCGCUGCUGGAGGAGGUGCUUACUUCCUCUGAAAGCGACCAACUAGACAGCCUCAUCUUCGGGAACUUCACUAAUCUCUCCAACAACCUGUCGUGGCUGUUCAACGUGUCGGACGGUCUCAACAUCAACAUCGACCUUAUCAAUAAGUUCCAGCGAAACAGACGGGUGGAUGACGUCGCCUACUACGCCCUUAUCGCCAUGUACAGCGUCCUCAUCGUACUGGGCUCCACCGGGAACUCCAUGGUGGUGGCGGCAGUCAUCCGGCAGCCCGCCAUGAGGACUGCCCGCAACGUAUUCAUCAUCAACCUGGCCAUCUCCGACCUGCUGCUGUGCCUGGUGACGAUGCCCCUCACCUUGGUGGAGCUGCUCUCACAGUACUGGCCUCUCGGGGACCAGCCCUUCCUGUGCAAGCUGGUGGGCACGCUGCAGGCCACCUCCAUCUUCGUGUCCACUAUCUCCAUCACAGCCAUUGCCCUCGACAGGUACCAGGUGAUCGUGUACCCCACCAAACAGUCUCUGAAGACGGUGGGUGCAGUGCUGCUACUCCUCCUCAUCUGGGCGGUGGCGUUCAUCCUAGCGCUACCUAACUUCAUCUGGCGCACACACAGACACCACGUCAUCAACCUGCCCGGCCUGUACUCCGUCAACUUCUGCUUCGAGGAGUGGCCCACGAAGCACGGCGGUGGGUACUAUAGCGUGUUCGUCAUGCUGGUGCAGUACUGCCUCCCCAUCGUCACCGUCAGCGUCGCUUACGCCAUGAUAUGCAGGAAGCUCAAGUUUCGGCUGACGAAGAGCAACGUGAGGUCGUCGAGGCGAAGCGAGCGAGACGACCGACGCAUGAAGAAGACGAAUACACUUCUCAUCGCCAUUGCCCUCGUCUUCUGCCUCUCGUGGCUGCCGCUCAACCUGUACAACCUUAUCGUCGACUUCUACAACCCAUUCGGGGAGGACCUGGAGACUAUGCUGGUGGUGUACGCCGUGUGCCAUAUGAUGGGGAUGUCGUCGGCGUGCUCCAACCCGCUCCUGUACGGCUGGCUCAACGACAACUUCAAGAAGGAGUUCCUGGAGAUCAUCAACAUCCUGUUACCGGGAAGAUGCAAAGUGUCCGCCACGCCGAGAGGGGAGGUCACUAAGCUUCCUUCGGGGAGUCAGGGCAGGCCGGCGGAGGAGCGGCCAAUGGUGAUGUACACAAAAGCCAGCGAGUCACAGGUGAAUGGCAGCCACGGCACCUCUCCGAAGGAAAUCACCUACAUCAAACAGGUGGUGACCAACGCCACGUUAUAAGAUCCUACAACACACUCACACACCCGUCCUGACCACGGUGGCAGGAAAGGCUGAGGGCACUGACAAGCAAACAACCUUCUGCUGGUGACGCUGAGCCCCACGACACCAACGCGGCGCCCUCACCCAGUCCCGCCACGGCUCAACACUCUACACCCUGCCCAUGCCCCACGCCCCACGCCCCACGCACUCCAGAUUCUGCAUUCCUCGACUUCCCCAACGGUGCAGCGGGAAACAGACCUAUACUCUGAACAAACUCCGCGCCGUAUCUCCGCUAUUUUCAGAGGGCUCUAAUUAAAGUGACACAGGUUUUCAGGAGUAUUUUUCGCUUCUAUUGACAGGUUAACAAGAUUUCUACACGAUUAGCUAGGUAAAUAUUCUUGAGAACUCGGUAAUUAUCUCUGUGGCCUUUGAAAAUAGUCAUGGAGAGAGAGCAAAGAGUUUCCGAGUACAGGAUUUUUGUGGGACAUCUGUGCGGGUCACGCCAUCUACUGCUGUACUCUGGCAACUUCACGCACGGAAAAAUAAGUGACAGUAAUAAUACAUGAUGUUCUUUUCUUCAUAACUGGAAGCGAGGCCAGGAUCUCUGUUUUUCUCUAGCACUCUUUCUCUUUCUCUCUCUCGCUUCCUGCAUACACACAUACAUACAACAAGUCAUUUCCUGCCCUCUUUCUCUGUCCACUGGUGUUGGAAGGAGUGCCCCAUGAUGCUGUGAACUAAUAAGGGAUCUUUCUUCCAGACGGGAUUGUGAUGGUUGGUUCGUGAUACGUGUUAAUAUUCUGUAGCUGUCUAUUAAGUACCUGUCACCUGUGAAUAAAGCUGAGAGUGGCUA